AAAUAUCUCAACGGUAGAAAAAAAAGGCACCAUUGUUCAUCGUCUUGCUGUAGCCCUAAUUUUCAAAAUUCUUCAAUGUCGAAGCGCGAGUUAUCAAGCACAUUGAAGAACUUGAAGUUCAUGCAAAGGGGAGCUAACAAAGAGGAGAAAACAAUAAAGGAAGAAGAGGCCAUACCUGAUGGAAGUUUUCCAGCUAAUCUUACUACCAAAAAGUGUAUGGUUGUUAUGGAAGGAGAUCCUAGUCCAGGGGCCAUUAGAGGCCGGAUGUCAUUUCAAAGUUUCAAUCCAUCAAUCGAUAAACUGAAUGAAGAAGCUUCAAACCCAAGACAAUCUGAAGGUGAUUCUAUGUGCUCGGGCAAUCAAGGAGGAAAACCGUCUAACAGAGAAAAUGAAGAACCAGUAAGCGAGCAUAGCAAUAAAGCCAACGGAGACAUCAAAAGGAAACAAGUUGAAGUCAUCACAGAGGUACCACUUCCCAAUAAUUCACCAAAUAUUAUUGAACGCAACCAUACUUCUUCGUCAAAUAAUCGUAGAAAAAAUUCUAACAAGCGUGGAAAGCUUGACUUCAAUGUCUUAAGAUCUCCAAACCGUCAAAACAAAAUGGGCUGAUCUUUUUCAAGCUAUACAAUCAAGAAUAUUUUGUCAUGUUUAUCGUAGAACUACCAUUUCUUUAGCUCCCAUUGUUUGACUUCCUGUAACUUCUAUUAGUUUAUAUUAAAUUUUGACUAAAAAUAGUCAAAGAACAAUCUUUUGCCUCUUUAA
This is a messenger RNA of Helianthus annuus (common sunflower), 762 nucleotides long. Its product is annotated as M-phase phosphoprotein 6. Bases 76 to 609 code for a protein of 177 amino acids. The record is from RefSeq and is a predicted model, not a curated record. Gene Ontology annotation, biological process: maturation of 5.8S rRNA. The transcript has 5 exons. NCBI's taxonomy places the organism in Eukaryota, Viridiplantae, Streptophyta, Magnoliopsida, Asterales, Asteraceae.